Molecule: messenger RNA, 2606 nt
Organism: Helianthus annuus (common sunflower)
Lineage: Eukaryota; Viridiplantae; Streptophyta; Magnoliopsida; Asterales; Asteraceae
Product: double-strand break repair protein MRE11
Exons: 23
Coding region: 9-2390 (793 amino acids)
Biological process (GO): mitotic G2 DNA damage checkpoint signaling; double-strand break repair via nonhomologous end joining; mitochondrial double-strand break repair via homologous recombination
Cellular component (GO): Mre11 complex; nucleus
Molecular function (GO): DNA endonuclease activity; 3'-5'-DNA exonuclease activity; manganese ion binding
Source: RefSeq, a predicted model, not a curated record
UAACUUUCAUGAACGCUAAUGGACCUUUUCGACUUUCAGCCCAAAAAGAAACAAAACAUUUUGCCCGUGUGAUUUCGAGUUUCGACGUAGAAGACUCGAUCUGCCCUUCAAAUUCCCGCCACUGUUCCGCCGGUGUUACCGGAACUCCACGGUACCUGAAUUCAUCUGGCGACCGAUUUAUCCUGCCGGGUUUAACAAGGUCAAACUCUAGUGACAUGGGUGAUUCGUCAAGGGAGGAUAAUAGCAACACGGUUCGCAUUCUUGUUGCCACUGAUUGUCAUUUGGGAUAUAUGGAAAAAGACGAGAUUCGUCGGCACGACUCAUUUAAAGCAUUUGAAGAAAUUUGCUCCAUUGCAGAGCAGAAAAAUGUGGACUUCGUACUACUUGGUGGUGAUCUUUUUCAUGAAAACAAGCCAUCGAGGACGACAUUAGUGAAAACGAUAGAGAUCCUACGUCGAUAUUGUCUUAACGAUAAGCCAGUGCAAUUCCAAGUUGUCAGUGAUCAGACUAUAAACUUUGCAAAUGUGUUUGGUCAUGUAAACUAUGAAGAUCCUCAUUUCAACGUUGGUUUGCCAGUGUUCAGUAUUCACGGAAAUCAUGAUGACCCUGCUGGAGUGGAUAACCUUUCUGCAGUCGAUAUCCUUUCAGCAUGCAAUCUUGUAAACUAUUUUGGAAAAAUGGUUCUUGGAGGUUCUGGAGUCGGGCAGAUCACUCUCUACCCGAUUCUUGUAAAAAAGGGUUCAACUUCGGUUGCUCUGUACGGCCUUGGAAAUAUCAGAGAUGAACGUCUGAAUAGAAUGUUUCAGACUCCACAUGCUGUACAGUGGAUGCGUCCUGAACCUCAAGAAGAUUGUCAAGUGUCCGACUGGUUCAACAUUCUAGUACUUCAUCAGAACAGAGUGAAGACAAAUCCUAAGAAUGCGAUAAAUGAGCAUUUUCUACCUCGGUUUCUGGACUUUAUAGUUUGGGGGCAUGAACAUGAAUGUCUUGUUGAUCCUCAGGAAGUUCCAGGUAUGGGUUUCCACAUCACUCAACCGGGCUCUUCUGUCGCAACAUCACUUAUCGAUGGAGAAUCAAAACCAAAGCAUGUGCUUCUCGUAGAAAUUAAGGGAAAUCAAUAUCGGCCAACCAAGAUACCGCUACAUUCUGUAAGGCCUUUUGAAUAUAAAGAGGUGGUGUUAAAGGACGAACCUGACAUUGACCCAAAUGAUCAAAACUCGAUUCUUGAGCAUUUGGACAAUGAGGUAAACAGUUUAAUAGAAAAGUGUAGCCGAAGGGAUGCUAGAAAGUCAGAGCCAAUGCUUCCACUUAUCCGUUUAAAGGUUGAUUAUUCUGGAUUCAUGACCAUUAAUCCUCAAAGAUUUGGUCAAAAAUAUGUGGGCAAGGUUGCUAAUCCCCAGGAUAUUCUUAUCUUUUCAAAAGCUUCAAAGAGAGCUCAGGGUGACGCAAAACUUAAGGACACGGAACGACUUCGACCAGAAGAACUGAAUCAACAAAACAUUGAAGCUUUAGUUGCUGAGAGUGAAUUGAAAAUGGAGAUUCUUCCUGUGAACGAUUUAGAUGAAGCAUUACAGAAUUUUAUCAACAAAGAUGACAGGAUGGCUUUUUAUACUUGUUUGCAAUACAACAUUGAAGAAACCCGUAAAAGUAUUUCUCGGGAUCCAGAAAACAUAAAAAGUGAAGUUGACGAUAUAAUUGUCAAAGUCGAAAACUGCUUAGAGGAGCGUGUGAAGGGAAGAUCCAGAUCCAAAGACGAUCAACUAUUUACAUCUAGUUCUCAAUCCAUAGAGAAUAUGAUAAAUAAAGCUCCUGGGGGAAUUGGGAGUGCGGUUUCUUUUAGUGAUGAUGAGGAUACCACACAACUUUACGGGUCAAAGUCAACUGGCAGAGGUAAAAAAGGGUCAUUACAACCGUUUAAAUCUGCUCGCGAUGUUUCUGCUCCUACAAGAAGAGGGGGGAGGGGGAGAGGUAGGGGAUCUAAUAGUUUAAAGCAGACAACUCUUGAUGCAACUUUCAUGUCCCGUCGCUCUGAGAGAUCAGCAUCAGUUGCUGCAUCAGCUUCAGUUCAAAGCAUGGCAGCCGAUGAAGAGAACUUAGAUUCUGAUUCAGAUGAUGAACCGGUUCAAUAUGGAAUAAAUGAGCUUCGUGACAGUUCGGAUGAUAAUGAGAGCAUGCAGCAAGGUAAGGGUAGAAAACGAGGUGCUACGAGGGGAAGAGGUAGGGGGUCCACUGCUGCUAAGAGGGGAAGAAAAUCCGACAACACGUCAUCCUCAAUUCAUCAAAUGAUGAUGAGUAAAGAUGACGAUGACGACGACGAUGAUGAUAUGCCAAAGAGAACGAACAAGACUCAACCAAGGGUGACAAGGAACUAUGGUGCCUUAAGGAGGUAGCAAGCAUAAGCAAGGGUUUGUCUUUUUGUAUGUUUUCGAUGUACAAUCUAGUUCAGGUAUUUCCAUUUUGAUAUGUAGUGAACAUGUCUAGCCAGUGUGUGUGAAUUUGUAGCGGAAAAAGACGUGAACAAUGUAAAGCUAAAGUUUGAGUUUGUUUUUGAAAGCUGUCUGCAUUUAGACAUGAAAUGCUAAUUUGCAGUGGAUGCUUUGAAUAAA